AUGAAUAAUUUGUUGAAACGAGCUGCGAUUCAAUAUUUGCAAGCAAACGCGCGAUCUUCUUCGCACGCUGCUACAGCUGGAGGCCAUGGAGGUGGCUGGAAGCUGUGGAAGAAUAUGACCUUCUUUGUGGCAUUCCCUGCCAUUGGUCUUGGUAUGGUUAACGCAUACCUCGCUCACCAGGAACAUCAUCAUGAUGAACGCCCUGAAUUUGUACCUUUUGAAUAUAUGCGUGUCCGCACCAAGCGCUUCCCGUGGGGAGAUGGCCAAAAGUCCCUGUUCCACAACCCCCAUGUCAAUGCUCUGCCCAGCGGCUACGAACACUAA
Arctia plantaginis is the source of this 324-nucleotide messenger RNA. NCBI's taxonomy places the organism in Eukaryota, Metazoa, Arthropoda, Insecta, Lepidoptera, Erebidae. The record is from the annotation of a GenBank genome assembly.